Messenger RNA from Rotaria sp. Silwood2, 9011 nucleotides. The record is from the annotation of a GenBank genome assembly. Lineage: Eukaryota; Metazoa; Rotifera; Eurotatoria; Philodinida; Philodinidae.
AUGGGUCAACAAAUGUCUUUGACUAAUUUAAAAAAUCCUGAUUUACUUGCAAUAAAUAAUGAACAUUCCGAUAAGAUAUUAUCCGAUGGUCGAAUAGAAGAUAUUCAUUUAUUUUUACCAUUGGACGUCAUAAAUGCAAUCAGUAAAAACUCGGUAUCAUCUUAUGAUCCUAAUCAAAAAUGUUCAAUUGAAUUACCAAUUACGAAACAAACAUUCAUCAAACAUAUUCGAACUGAUCUAUCUUUACUAACAAAUUCAUCGGGACUUAAUGAAUUGAAUACGAAAAUAGCAGAAAUAAUUCAACAAGUAUUCGAUCAUAUUGCGUUGACGAAUACAACUCUACAAAAUGAUAUACAAUCGAUCAUUGAUAAGCAACAACAAUUAAAAAAUUCCUAUAUUGAAAGAUUGAAGGAAGAUGAAAAUGCCACUACUUCUAUAUUUGCUCAAGCAUUUAUCGAUUCUUCAAAUUUGGAGAAUGUAUCAAAUGAACAUCAAACAGACAACAAUUCAGUCAAACAGACACGACUACAUCAAUUUCAAGCUGAACAACUCUCGUUUUUUGCUGUUCAAUCGUUAAUAUCUAUGCUACUGAUAUUACUCAAGUCGGUACAACAAUAUGAUUCCACUAUUGUUCAUCAGAUGCUCAAUUUGACAAAUCAACUUGUCGAACAAAUUCCAUUACAUUAUCUUUCAUCAGAUGUUUACAAAAGAUCAAGUAAUUUGUUUAAAUCUUUAAAACCAUUGACCAAUUAUAUCAAUGAAUUAUCAAUACAAACAGAAGUCGAUCCAAUUGCAGCAAAUCAAUCGAUUAAAAUUUUGUUGAAUUUUUCGGUUAUUAAAGGAUCUUUGAAAGAUGUUCUACCAUUAAUUAGAAAACUUAUUUUCAAUACAACUGAUAUUUAUGACAUACGAAAAUUAUUUGUAGUAUUAAACAAAGAUCUAACAACAAUAAUGGAUCGAUUCGAAAAAGAAAAACAAAUAUCAACUGAAACAACAACAGUUAUAUCACAGAAUACAGCAGAAAAUAGCAGCGAGCCAUCUAAAGAACAAGACACAACAGAAACGACAUUAUCUACUGAGACAACAUCCGAUGUAGAACGUAAUUUUUCGGCCACAUUAGAAUAUCUGAAAUCAAUGGAAGCAUUUCCAAAUACACAAUUAAUAUCAUUAAAUGAGAAGAAAUUCACUGGCCAAUUCAUAUCUUCAAUAUUACUUGUUCAUAUCGAUCUACAUAAUCAACUACAUUCGAAAUCACAAUUUGAACGUGGUUCCGUAGAUAGUUCGUUUUCAUUCGAAUUCGAACCGGUAAUAUUCAAAUAUUUAUAUGAAAUAAUCGAACAAUUGAUUAUCAUACAAUCAUCAUCGAAUCAUAAUCUCGGAUAUAUCGUAAAUGUUUGUCUACGAUUAUUUACAACACAUUUAAAAUUUUUAAUUGCUUCAAAUAUUGACAAUUUUGAUGAUUUUUUGAAUAAAAAUGAUAUUGAAAAAUGGUUUACAUUAAUAUUAAAAUUGGCUUUAGAUGAUAAAUCAGAAGAAAGAAAAAAAGAAGCAACAAAAGCAUUGAUCUAUUUGAUUGAUAAACAAACAUUAUCAUUUACUAAAACAUUAGCAUUCAUUUAUACACAUAUCAUGGAAAAUAAACAUCCAAUAUUAAUUGAACAACUAUUUGAUAAAUUAUCUAAAAAUGUAUUUAUACAUAAAUGGAUUGAAGUUCUAUGUGAUGAUCAUCAUGCUAAAGAUAAAACAUUAGCAUAUACAAUUUUACAUUCAUUACUUGAUAUUGUCUUAAAACCACCAAGUUCAAUAGAUGUUGAAAAAGUUAAUCAAUUACAUGAAAUUAUACUUAUGUUUCAAGAAUUACUUUUAGUUUACUUGAAUAAUCAACCAAUUGAUAUAUCAGAUGAACUUGAAUCAUCUUCUCUAUCGAUUCUUGGUAUCGAAUAUACAACACAUGUGAUUAAAUAUUGUAUCAGACAAGGAAUUGAAAGUAGUCUAUUGGAACCACUUCUUUUCGGUCUAUGUACUCUUACUGAAUCAAAAUUCAAUUUUGCUAUUAUACAACCAAUUUUUUCUGUCAUUCUACCUUUAUUUGCUGAAUAUUUAACACAAAUGACAAUCGAUGUAAACGUAAUAAAUACUUAUUUACUUCCAUGGCUAAUCGGAAAGAUGAGUUAUCGAUUAAUUAUCGGUCCACAACAAAGUAUUUUGGAGAAAAAAUAUAGUACUACAUUAAAGUUGCCAUUAUUUGCUGGUGGAUAUGAAACAAUGACAACAGAAAAUAAUUCGUAUUUAUCAAAUUUAUUUAAAUCUGAUUUAGCUAUUUACAGUCAUUUUAUAAUACCCUUUCGACGACAACAAUCACUAUUAGACAGUGAAUUUUUACUUUCAAUUUAUAAUAAUAACGGUCAAGGUUCACAAUUAAUUGCAAAAAUGAAAUUAUUCAUUCGAGAUAAACAACGUGUCUUACAAAAAUCAAUUGAAUCUUAUGUUAAUGAUGCAUGUGCUGCAAUAUUUGCAGUUUAUAUUAAACAUUAUCGUCGUAUUGAUUUAGCUCAACAUGAACUAACUCAACCAAUUGAUCAAAAACCACAUAUCAAACUUCUUUCACUCUAUGAAUAUGCUAAUCAAGUACGAACGAUUUUUGCUACGACGAAAGCUCGAGGUGGUGAUUGUAAUGAACUUUAUAAACAAAUUAAAGAUGAUACAUUAUUAUUACUUGUAUCAGUCAAAGAAAGUUCUUUUAUUUCAACAAUUAAAGAAGAUUUUUCAUUACCAAUAAUCACUACGAAUAAAUUUACAGUACAACGACAAAUAUCACGUUGGACAAAAGCAAAAUAUAUUAUUCGAUUACUUCGUAAUGCAUUAAAUGCUUGUAUACGAUUAAAAUAUAUAAUGUUAACAAAAAAACAAGCUGUCGAACAAAAAAAAGAUAGUGAAAGUGUUAUGCAUCGAGCUAUUGUUAGUUGUUUAUAUGGAAAUAAUACAUCAACAUCUAGAAUCAAUACUGAAUUUCAAAUUCAAUCUGAUGAAGUUGUCAAAUGUUUAAUUCGACAAUAUCAACGAGCUAUGACAAGAUUGAUUACAUAUAAAUUUAUUUAUCAAUUUAUUGAACAAUUAUUUAAUAUCAAAGAUAAUAAUCGAAUUUUUAAUAUUUUAAUUAUGAAUUUAACAAAUUUGAAAGAUAAUAAUUUAAAUUGGCAUUAUCUUGAAAAUAUUCAAGCAUCAAAUAAUCAAUUGAAAGAAGAUAUUGGAUAUCGAUAUUAUACAAUUGUCAAAAAAAUAUUAUCAUUAUUAAAUGAAUCAAUAUUUGAAUCUAAUAUGAAAACAAUGAUCAUGUUUUGUUUAUUGAAUUUGAUGAAUCUAUCCUAUGACUCAAUGGAUUUAUGUCAUUUGAAUCAUUUUCAAUUUAUUCAAGAAUUAUUUAAUUCAUUUGUUAGCUUUACUAAAAUAAAUUCAACUACUAUCAUUUCAAAAGAUAUGAAACUCACAGCAUACAAUUGGUUUCGUCUAAUUGUAUUGAGACUAUGCGAAAAUAUUGAACUAGAAGAAUUGCGAAGUACUCAUUUCGGUAGUCGAAAAUUUCAUCAUAUCUUACAACAACAACGUGAUUUUAUAUUUAAUCAAUUAAUUUUAACUGAACUUAAACAAUUGCAACAAAAACAAUUAAUGUUAACAUCCGAUAAAGAAUGUGGAAAUUCAUCAUUGAAAAAUUCUUCGAUCAGUUAUUUUAUUACAACAGCAAUAUCAAUACAAUCAUCAUCAACAUUCGAUAAUGAUGCUUGUAUUAAUCAAUACUUGAUGCUUCUACUUCGUUGUGUUCAUUUGUAUGAUCAUAUUCGAUCAAAUUAUGCUACAAUAGAUUAUAUUCAACAAUUAUUAAAUUUAUAUCAUCAGAGUCAAUAUCUUAAUACUCGUCUACUAGCAUUGAAAAUUCUACGUGAUCUAUUAGUAUUCUUACCAGAGAAUAUGAACAAAACAACAUGUCGGUAUUAUGUUGAGAAUUUAUUAAUAGAUAUUCUAUUUUCUAUUGGUCAACAUUUUAAUUUAUUCGAAACUAAGAAAAUAGAUCUUGAUAUUGUCAUUGAAUUUGUUUACAUCUAUCGUACGAUAAUGUCACAAAAUUCACCAUGGCAAAAAAUGGCAUCAAAAUUAGUUAUUGAUGCAAUUAAAUCAAGUACAAAUUUCAAUAUGACAUCGUUAGAAUCUGUUGAAAUACGACAAAUGAAUUUCUUUCUUGCAUCAUUAUGUAUCUUAGGUGGUUAUGUUCGACCGUAUUGUUUGGGAUCGACUGUAGAAAUCUAUGCAGCUGAUAGAAGUAUUCAUGAAUUAGAAUCAGCCACUAUCAUUGAAAUCAAUACGAACGCUCUCGAGUCAGAUUCAUCUGAUAUUAAACCGUAUCUCGUUCAAUAUGCUGCAACAAAUCAUACCGAAUGGGUUUCAUCGAAUCAAUUACGUAUUAUUACUGAUGUUUUACCGCCGAAUCUCUUAUUUUUACCAAUAGAUAAUGCAGUUCAUAUUAUUCUUGAUACAUUGGGCUAUCUUUCACAAAUUGAUACAUCGAAAACUGAUUCAUUGAUAUUAUUACAAAUAAAACGUCAUGCUAUAAUAGCAUUCUAUCCAUUACUAAAUAAUAAAACAAUUGUCGAUAUUUUCAUGCAAAAACCUUAUGCAUCUGUUAUUGCUAAACUAUCAAUAUCGGUUGAUAAUCUUGAUUCAAUUCAUAGUACAAAACCGAAUGAUUUACGAUUGUUUAAUCGAUUACAUCUAGAACAAUAUAAUUUAAGUUUAGAUAAAUGUGAAAGAACAAAACAAAUAGUAAAAGAUGAAUCUGAUAUUGUUCGUAAUAUAAAUGGAUGGAAUCAAAGUAAAAUCAAUCGUGAUUCUGUUAUUCUACAAAAUCUAUUUAAAACGAGUUCGAUAGACGAAGGAUGGAAACCGAUUGCAUUUAAAAGUGAAAUACACUCCUAUAAACGGGGUCGAAUUGGAACCAAUGAAAUUCGUAUUAUUUCUCUACCUGCCAAUGAUACUCUACCAGUCUUAGAAGAAUGCGGUAAUAGCCACAAAUUUAAAGGAAGAGUUAACAUAACUGAUGACAAUGGAAAUAUUCGAUAUCCGACUUUUAUUGUUGAUGGUAUACAAUUAAGUGAAGGAAAAUGGUACUUUUGUAUUAAAACUCUACUAGGUGGUGCGGCACAAAUUGGUUGGGCAACAAAUGGAUUUACUCCUGUACCAGAAAAUUCAAAAGGUAUUGGUGAUGAUACAUUUUCAUGGGGUUAUGAUGGAUCACGAGGAACUUGUUAUCAUAAUCAAGGAACUAAUUUUUGUGAUGAAACUCGUUGGAAAGCGGAAGAUGUAUGUGGUUGUGGUAUUGAUAUCAAUGGGAAAAAUACAACUAUCAAAUAUUGGUUAAAUGGUCAAUUUUUAGGUACAGCAUUUUCACAUUCAGAAAAUACUGAUAUUGAAUCAACCAUCAAAACAAAUUUGUUACCCAACGGACUUAGUACUACCUAUUUUCCUGGUGUUACUAUACAAGUCUAUAAUAGUAUAGCUAAUACAGGCGCUUUUGAAUUCAUAUUUAGUCCAGAAGACAUGACUCAAUGUCCUUUACCGGAAGGUUACAAGCCGUUGUUAAUGCCAACAUUUAUGACAAUGGAAAAUGUACUAGUAGCUUAUCCAUUUAGUGCCUAUCUUGUUGGUAAUGAUAUUCAUCAAUAUUUCUAUACAAGUCGAUGUUCAAAAGAUGAUUCAGCCGAUAAGAAAAUCUUUUUGUUACGUGAUUUUGUCAAUGAUCAUCAUGUCAAAGUUCCAUUCAAUAUUGAUAUGAUAACAACUAAUCAACAUCUAUUGAAGCUAUCGGAAGAUAGUGAUGGAUUCCCGUUAUCGAUUGAUAAUUAUCAAUCGUUGACUAUUAGUUUCGAUUUUGAAAUUAUUCAAACAGACGAUAUGGAAAAUCAUCCUGACGAACUCGAUAUUGUAUUAUUCGCUAUAGAGAACGAGAUGUUUUCAAUUCGAAUAUAUAUGAAUGAUAUGAAUGAUGAUUUUAUUGAUGAUACAAUGAAAUAUUGUCAACGUGUUGCUAUUCUAUUUCAAACAAAUGAACAAACAAAAGUCUAUGUCAACAAUAAACAUCAAACAUUAAAUUAUUGUCAUUGUUUUGAUCUAACAACAAAAUCCAAACUAAAUCUACAACUUUUGCCAUAUAGAAAUGUCGGAAUUCGAAAUAUUGGCGUAUGGAAAUAUGCAUUGUCCGAAGAACAUAUUCGACGUCUAUUCACUUAUGGUCUUUUGUAUGUUGCUGUUGAUUAUCAAAAAUUGAAUGAAUAUCGAAAACAAACAAAUACAUUAAUAUUUGCAGCAGAACAAAAAUAUUUCACAAAUGAAACACUUGUUCCAUUCAAAGAACCAUUUGAAGACAAUCUAUGGGAGAAAAGAAAACAAUGUAUUGAUCACGAUGAAUCGACCUAUUUCAAAACAAUAUCAGGUACUAAUCGAUCGGUCGUACAAUUGUUCGGUAAUAAAACUUAUCUAGUUUUAAAUACUGCAAAUCAAGUAUGGUCCGAAUAUACAUUAAUUCUUGAUAUUUUUAUACUCAAUUUCCCAUCGAUCAAUCCGCCAUCAGUUACAUCGAAUAGUGAAGCCCAAUUAACAUUAUUAACAUUGGAUACACAAUCAGAAAUUUAUUUAACAUAUGAUGGUCAUAUUUGUCUAUCCGGAGGACAUCAAAGUUCAUCAAUAGUAAAAUUACAAGAAUAUAUUCGUUUGCUUAUUUCUGUUCAACAUAAAUAUGUUCAUAUUUAUGUUAAUGGUUCAUUAGAAAUCAAUGCCUCAAUUACAGAUGAUCAAUUUGCAACAAAAUUGAAACACAUAGAUCUUUUUCGAGAAAUAGAUCUGACAAAAAACACUAUCAGUGAUGAUCAACUACGAAUUGAAUGUCGAUCAAUAACAUUUUGGAAUAAAUCAAUAGAUACUCUUCGUCUAUCAAUGACAAAAUUGAUCGAAUCAAUUGAAUAUUCCUUAGAUAAUCUUGUUGCUCCAACGUAUUCAAUUUUAUCAAUAAGUCUUAUAGGUAUUGGUUACAAAGAAGAAUCAAUCAAAUAUGUAAUUAAGCAAUAUAAUACGACAAAUAUUCAUUUCAUCGAUACUAUUCUACGAGAACAUCAUCAAGAAAUAGAAAAAACACAACAACAAGAACAACAACAGAAAAAAAUCAAUGUUUUAGCACGAUUGAAUUCUUAUGAUGACAAUGAAACAUUAACAAUGUUAAUGAAAACUGAUAAUACUACAAAUGAUUUGUUAAUAUCGACAUUGUCUAGUGACGUGUUAUCUGAAACAGAAAAUACUGAUGAUAAUAUGGCAUCUGAAAUGGAAUGGUAUUGUAAAACUGUUCGUUGUGUAGGUAUUCAUGAUAAAUUAACAGAUUGGAUUCGAGAUAAAACAGAAGCAAGUCUAAUAACAAUCGAAGAUCCUUAUCAUAAACUUGUUGAUCUAACUAAACCAGAUUCUGAAGAAACAGCAAUUGAAAAUGAAUUAAAAAAGAAAAUGAAAAAAUCAUUACAUUAUCUACAUCGACAAAUACAAAAAAAAACUUAUAUUCAUUUACGUACGAGUUGUGAAUAUGGAUUAAUAACAAUCUAUGCACGUUAUACAAUAUUGAAUAUGUUAAAAGUUUGGUGUAAUGAUGAUCAUCCAAGUUUAUUUCCAUUGACUAAAUUUGGUGAUGGAAAAUUUAUUGUAACAUUAUUACGAUUAAUGGAUUAUCAUUAUACAUGUACACGUACACAUAUAGAUGAAACUAUCAAUAGAAUGAAAUUAUUAACGAUGUCAAUAUUAAAAGUUGAAUUAAAAGAAUUAUUAAAAUGUAUGAUAUAUGAACAAAUUACUGUAGAAAUAUUGAAUAAAAAAGCUCCAUUAUUUUAUCAAUUACAAAAACAUGUUAUUGAAGAAUCGAUUCAUUUUCUUGCUGAACCAUCUUUAAUCUAUAUGAAUAAUUAUGAUGAUAAAACUAUUGAUGAACAAAUGUUAAUUAAACAAUCAAAUUUAGAUUUUCUUCUAAGAAUUGUUAAUCUCUUUUUAGAAUUGUUAAUUGAUGUUGAGAUGAAAAAAUAUGAUAUUGAUAUGAUGAUUCAAUUACUAUUUCCAGCAUUAUUUAUCAAGGUGUUGUUUGAUCUAUUUUUAUUAGUACCAUCACAUCGAUCUAAAAUAUUCAUUCUUCAUCUUUUUACUACGUAAGUUCAUUCGAGCUGAAUAGACAAAUUUCUAGUCCAUGAAUUCUUUCUAUUCACUCUACUACUAUCAACAUCAAAAUAUAAGACAGAUGAUCAUUUUUUUUCAAAAAUAAAAUUUAAUAGAAGAGAAAAACAUUUUUUUUAGCAAAAUAAGUAAAAAUUGGAUUGAACAGAUAUUGACUGAUUAAGGAAAUAUAACUAUUCGUUAAAGAUAAUUAAUUGUUCUUUUUCGUUCUAUCGAAGAUUGAACUGUAUAGCUUGUUCUCUUCAGAAGUUAUCAGCAUUUUUUCAAGACGUCCAAAACUCUGCGAAACGACCUGCAACCAAGGUACUAUUUGUUAGGACAGGGGUAAUCGAUCAUGUUGAAUCGAGUGAUAACAUUUGUUUUCUGUUUUGAAGCUGCUAUGCCAAGACUUCCGCAGUGUGGUCAAUUACUUCUGUUCUUACCUAUGAUAGUUUGAUUGGAGAUUGUUUGACCGAUUUCUGAGAUCUUAGGAAAAUGCCAAUGACUUUUGGACAGAACAAGCUAUAGAGCUACUAGGGAACCUUCCAAGGUGCGGGAGCGCUUUUCAAUCGGGGUUUCGCGCAUCUUGUAGCCUAUAGUGUGCUAUGUCUAUGAUAAAAAAAGUUUGGGUUUCUGGCUUGUUUCUGAGGAGAUAUCGAGUUCUUAGUGAAUUUUCUCUAUAGUACGCCUACAUUGGCAGCAAAGCUAUACUUUCGAAUUUUGACCUGAAACUUUGCCUGCAUAAAGGCCUCAGCUAGACUAGUUUGCAUAAAAAAUUUCAG